Molecule: messenger RNA, 2704 nt
Organism: Grammomys surdaster
Lineage: Eukaryota; Metazoa; Chordata; Mammalia; Rodentia; Muridae
Product: guanylate-binding protein 1-like
Exons: 11
Coding region: 160-1914 (584 amino acids)
Molecular function (GO): GTPase activity; GTP binding
Source: RefSeq, a predicted model, not a curated record
UAACAGGAUUGAGGCUGGUGUGUUUCUUAAACUGGACUGGAGUGUAGUCAUGGAGUAGGAUCCGUAACAGAGUCACACAGGUAGUAGACACCCAGCAUUCUGGUGUUCCCUGGAGAAGGGCUUCACCUCAGUCCUGGAGUGCUGGGACAGGCACUUGCCAUGGCAUCAGAGAACAACAUGCCAAGCCCUAUCUGCCUCAUUGAGAAUGUGAAAGGACAACUGACAGCUAACCAGAAAGCCCUGGAGAUCCUGUCUGCCAUCACACAGCCUGUGGUGGUGGUGGCCAUUGUGGGGCUCUACCGCACAGGCAAAUCCUACCUGAUGAACAGGCUGGCUGGGAAGAGAUCAGGUUUCUCUGUGGGCUCCACUGUGCAGUCUGAAACCAAGGGCAUCUGGAUGUGGUGUGUGCCUCAUCCCAAGAAGCUUGAUCACACCUUAGUUCUACUUGACACUGAGGGCUUGGGAGAUGUGGAGAAAGGUGACAACCAGAAUGACUGUUGGAUCUUUGCCCUGGCUAUACUACUAAGCAGCACCUUUGUGUACAAUAGCAUGGGAGCCAUCAACCAGCAGGUCAUGGACCAGCUGCACUAUGUGACAGAGAUGACACACAGAAUCAGAACAAGAUGCUCCCCUAAGGAUCAUGAUUUAGAGGACUCAGAUGAGUAUGUGAGCUUCUUCCCAGACUUUGUGUGGAGUCUGAGGGACUUCUCUCUUGAGCUGAAAAUACAUGGGCAGCCUAUCUCAGCAGAUGAAUAUUUAGAGAAUUCCCUGAAGCUUCUUAAAGGUACUGGACAAAAUGAAAAAGAUCUAAAUCUGCCUCGAAUCUGUAUCCGUAAAUUCUUCCCAACUAAGAAAUGCUUUGUCUUUGAGCGCCCUGCACUCGGGAAGAAGCUUAACCAGCUGGAAUCACUGCAGGACCAAGACCUGGACCCUGACUUCGUGGAACAAGUGGCAGAGUUCUGUUCCUAUGUGUUCAGGUCUUCCAAGGUUAAAACCAUUUCAGGAGGCCUCAGGGUCAACGGACGACGACUAAAGAGUUUGGUGACAACCUAUGUCGAUGCCAUCAGCAGUGGGUCUAUACCCUGCAUGGAGAGUGCUGUCCUGGCUUUGGCCCAGAUAGAGAAUUCAGCUGCAAUGCAAAGGGCCAUUGCUCACUAUGACGAGCAGAUGGGUCAGAGUGUGAAGCUCCCCACAGAGACGCUCCAGAAGCUGCUGGACAUGCACAGGACCUAUGAGAAAGAAGCCACCAAGAUCUUCAUCGAAAAUUCCUUCAAAGAUGAUAAUCAAGUGUUCCUAACAAAAUUGGAGAUGAAAUUAGAACAAGAGCAAAAGGAAUUCUGUAAGAAGAAUCAAGAAGCAUCCUCAGAUCGAUGCUCAGCUCUGCUUCGGGAUAUUUUCGGUCCACUAGAGGAAGAUGUGAAGCAGGGUGUUUUUUACAAACCACGUGGUUACUGUCUUUUUAACCAGAAGAUACAGGAGUUAAAGAAAAAGUACUAUGAAGAACCUGGGAAGGGGGUGCAGGCUGAAGAAGCUCUCAAAAACUAUUUUCAGUCAAAAGAGGAUAUAAUAGAUGCAAUUCUACGGGCAGACCAAGCUAUGACAGAAAGGGAAAAGGAGAUUGAAGUGGAGCGUGUGAAAGCUGAAGCUGCAGAGAAUGCCUCAAAACUGCUGGAGAAAAUGCGAAAGAAGAAUGAGCAGUUUAUGGAACAGAAGGAGCAGAGAUAUCAGGAGCACAUAAAACAGUUGACUGAGAAGAUGGAGAAGGAACGGGCACACAUGGAGGAGGAGUUUCAGAGGGCCCUUGAGCACAAAUCUCAGGAAGAGAAGAAAAUCCAGCAGGAGUAUGAAAGACUUGAAGAAGAGAAUAAGCAUCUCCGGGAGAAGGAAGCCAGUCCCAAAUGCAUCAUAAGCUAAAGGCCUGACAAACAGCGCUGUCCAGCCACCCAAAGCAGAACUGAACAGCAUGUAGAAUUGGGAACAAGCAGCACCCUACUUGAUAAUAAUUGGUUCUGGCAUCAGAAAACUAAAAGUCAGGAAAGACACUCAGGGCAAUUGUUGAAAUCGUGUUUAUCUUCCUUAAGACUGUGUGCAGAGGACAUCACUGACUCUCUACCAUGGUAGAGGGAUCAACAGACUACUCAGAAGAAAGUCACUUUUCCAAAUAAUUGUCUCCAGGGAACAAAUGGACCCUGAACACAUUCUUAAAUCUUGGUGCAUGGUUAGAAAACAAGUUAUCUAGGGGUGUGAUUGGUCUGAAGGACAGGACUAGACAGCUUCAUUUCUUACAAUGUAAAGUUGUAGGAUUCACUGCACUGUGAAUCAAGACACCUGCAUGGACACCUAGGAUCCCAAUAUAUAAUAUCCACAAGAUGGGAGAGAACCAUUAGCAUGACAAGAAGCUGAAGCACAAAUGGAUGGGCUGAAGAUGCAAUUGUUUCCGUUCACAUAGGUUAAAACUGUAAUGGAUUCUUUCCAAAUUGAACAGUUGGCACUGGCUUACAUAGUAGUGAAAUGCUCAAGCACAAUGUAGAGCAGUAACUUGAAAGACAGACUUUAAAGGAUGAUGGGUAAUCUGUUAGAUAUUAAAAGUACUUUAGUGAUUUAUUUGUAACCAUAAACUCACACUUGUAUUUCCCUAUUAUUAGCAUCUGUAGUUGAAAUCCGUUUGAUUUUUCCCUAGGCAGAAUAAAGGCUCUUGUUCCCA